Messenger RNA from Vicia villosa (hairy vetch), 838 nucleotides. Its product is annotated as nuclear transcription factor Y subunit B-3-like. NCBI's taxonomy places the organism in Eukaryota, Viridiplantae, Streptophyta, Magnoliopsida, Fabales, Fabaceae. Bases 51 to 467 code for a protein of 138 amino acids. The transcript has a single exon. Gene Ontology annotation, cellular component: nucleus; CCAAT-binding factor complex. Gene Ontology annotation, biological process: regulation of transcription by RNA polymerase II. The record is from RefSeq and is a predicted model, not a curated record. Gene Ontology annotation, molecular function: protein heterodimerization activity; DNA-binding transcription activator activity, RNA polymerase II-specific; RNA polymerase II cis-regulatory region sequence-specific DNA binding.
UAUUUAAGUUGUGUUUAUUUAUUAGUGUCAUUGAAGCUAGGCAGCUAUCUAUGGCAGAAUCAGACGAAGAGUCAGGUGGUCAAGCAUCAGGGAGCAAAGAACUUCAACAAGAAAGACUCCUUCCCAUAGCAAACGUUGGAAGGAUCAUGAAGAAAGCUUUACCAUCAAAAGCAAAGAUAUCAAAGGAAUCAAAAGAAACCAUGCAAGAGUGUGUAUCAGAGUUCAUAAGUUUCAUCACAGGAGAAGCUUCUGAAAAGUGUCAGAAAGAGAAGAGGAAAACAAUAAACGGUGAUGAUCUUGUUUGGGCCAUGACUACACUUGGUUUUGAAGAAUAUGCUGAGCCUCUUAAGGUUUAUCUUCAUAAGUAUAGGGAAAUUGAAGGAGAUAGGAAUUUUUCUAUGAAUAUGAUUGGUGGGAAAGAGCAGCAGGGUAGUAAUAAUACUGAUCAUCGAUUCUUUCAAGGGUGAUGAUGAUGAUGAUGAUGAUAAUAUUUGCAACACUAUUUCAGGUUUUUUUUAAUGUUUGAUUAUGGUUUAUAGAACUAUACACCAGUUUGUUAUAUUGUUGUUUGAAUUUUUUGUUAUUAAGAUUGAAGUAUAGACAUUAGUUAUAGUGAUUGUGAUUAUAUUUCAAAAUACAUAUAUUUUAGUGAUGAUUUGUAUUUUUGUUGUUGAGAUUGAUAUAUAUACAUACAUAUUGAUUUUGGUGAUUUGGGAUUCUUUCAUACAAGAGAAGAAAGUAAGACUACAUCUACAAAACAAGAGCAGGAAAUGAGAUUGGUAAAAGUUGUGUUUUGAUUCCAAUAGCAUACUAGCAUAUAUCCAAACAAAUGAAGAAA